Molecule: messenger RNA, 987 nt
Organism: Exophiala dermatitidis NIH/UT8656
Lineage: Eukaryota; Fungi; Ascomycota; Eurotiomycetes; Chaetothyriales; Herpotrichiellaceae
Product: ubiquitin-conjugating enzyme E2
Exons: 3
Coding region: 1-987 (328 amino acids)
Source: RefSeq, a predicted model, not a curated record
AUGUCCAACGCUCCUCUGCUCCCCUCGUUUCGUCGACAGCUGCUGGUGCUGGACUUCUCUGCACUGAGAGACAGCUGUCCGGCGGGUAUCUAUCUGUCCCUUACUCCAGGUAAACCAUGGCUCUGGGCAGGGGUGCUGUUUGUCCAUAAAGGGCCUUACGCCGGAGCUGUGCUUCGCUUUCAAAUCACGUUUCCGGACACGUACCCUGAUCUCCCUCCACUUGUAACUCUUUCGAGCGAUAUAUUUCAUCCGUUGGUGGUGCCUUUGACGACGUACACCUUCAGUGCUAGUACCGGCGAUGCAUCCUCGACCUUGAGCGCUUUGGAUACGGACCGCCUUCCCCCAGGGGCAUUCAGUCUGCGGCAUGGAUUUCCAGCGUGGUUUCGAUGGACCGACACAAACGUCAAAGCGAAUGAGGGUCUUGACCUGACAGAGCAGGAUCAUGAUGCUACACCGCCGGGCGGCCGGUCCGCUGCAGGCAUGAAAAGUACUUUUACAAAUGCAACAUCCCAGCACUUGGGUAAAGACCGAAAACAUCUCAUUUUGGACGUGUUGCAUCACUUCCAGGAUGCGUUUCAGGAUGAAAAGUUUCUGGACACAAUACCGCUCGAUGCGGCUGGUGACCCAAGCGCAUGGCAUGCCUGGCGCGCACAUCGAGGGCUUGCGAACAAUGAUGCCCGGCCCAAUAUCUCUGACGUGGAAACUGGUGCUGGUGCAAGUCCUUCCCCAAAGCAUCCCGGGGAUUGGAAAUGGGAUGGUGUAUGGGAAUCACGGGUGCACAACGGCAUCCAAGCAAGUGUGAGUGAGGGCGCCCUGUUUGGAGGCGGCGGAGCUGCGAAUGUUAGUGCCGACAUGAGAAACCUCGAUCCGCACCAGAAGAUGCUGCUGGCCGCGGACCGGCAGAUCCGCUUCUCUAAGCUGGACGAAGAACAUCUCGAAGCCGUCAGAGCUGCUAUAAAGAUAUAUGAUACACCGAACCGACCCUGA